UAUAGAACAGAAUUCCUAGGACUGCAUGUGAUGAAGGGCAAGGUCAAAAGGAAAAGGUAGAAAAAGCAUGUUUCAAAGAUGAGAAGUGUUUGUUUGGAUACCUGUGACUGUCUAUUUAUAUAAGGGACUUAAUCAGCAACUCCAUCUUUUAUUUGAGACGGAGUUUUGCUCUUGUUGCCCAGGCUGGAGUGCAAUGGCGUAAUCUUGGCUCACGGCAACCUCCGCCUCCCAGGUUCGAGAAAUUCUUAUGCCUCAGCCUCCCAAGUAGCUGGAAUUACAGGCAUGCGCCACUAAGCCCGGCUAAUUUUUUUUUUUUUGAGACAGAGUUUCACUCUUGUUACCCAGGCUGGAGUGCAAUGGCGCUAUCUCGGCUCACCACAACCUCCACCUCCUGAAUUCAGGCAAUUCUCCUGCCUCAGCCUCCUGAGUAGCUGGGAUUACAGGCACGCGCCAUCAUGCCCAGCUAAUUUUUUGUAUCUUUAGUAGAGACGGGGUUUCACCAUGUUGACCAGGAUGGUCUCAAUCUCUUGACCUCGUGAUCCACCCGCCUCGACCUCCCAAAGUGCUGGGAUUACAGGCUUGAGCCACCGUGCCCAGCAAUUUUGUAUUUUUUAAGUAGAAAUGGGGUUUCUCCAUGUUGAUCUCAAACUCCUGACCUCAGGUGAUUUGCCCACUUUGGCCUCCCAAAGUGAGGGGAUUAUUAGGUGUGAGCCACUGCGCCCGGCCUAGUUUUGGUUUUAAAGUAAAAGUAGUCCUAAAGUCGGUAUAACUAAAGGGUGGAACGAGGUGGGACAAGGUCUAGAAUUGCUGCUCAGUGAUGUCUGUGCCUCCUGUUGGGGGAGCUGAGACUGCUGAUGGUUGGUUUCCUGGCUAGUUUCUCCCAGCACAGUGGGGACUGGCUCUGUUGUAUGAGGAAGACAGCACAUAGUGGCAGAGAUAGACUCUAACCCAUGGACUUUCCAUGGGAGGGAAUAGGCCUUUGGAGGGUAUGCAGGACCAAGGUAGACACUGGAUAAAGAACCAGGUAGUACCCAGGUAUUGCCCCAUCUGGAACAUUGCUCCCACACUCAGGAACCAGACCUUGUGGGUGAGGACACACUGUCCCUCCUGCCAAAUUAAUAACUUCCUCCCCAGCCAGAAUCCUGCAACAGGCAGGAAUAUAGCUCUGCACUUACAGUAGCUCCUGCUCAGACCUUGUCCAAACCACCCUGCAGCUCAGGAUUAAGGAGCGUGGUCACAGGAAGGUGGGGUUUCAGGGCCUCCCUCAGAAACUGCCCGUCUCCCCAGAAUCCCAUAAUGAAGGCCCAUGUGCUUAUAGGUGUGCUGGUCAUGGUGGGCUUCGCGGUGGGAAAGGGUAAGUGGGGCCCAGGGGCAGGGAGGGAGGGAGGGGUAACUGAGUCUAGGAUGGGGGUGGAGCUUGGCCGUGGAUACUUGGGCUUCCUACUGGCCAGGGUAUUUGAGAGUGAGCCAGUGCCCCCAUCGAUCCUUUCUUCUGCCUCCCCAGUUCCUGUUCCUGACAUCCGGACCUGCCACUUCUGCCUCUUAGAAGACCCUUCUGUAGGAUGCAUUUCAGGCUCAGAGAAGUGUACCAUCAGCAGCUCAUCCCCAUGCAUGGUGAUCACCAUCUAUUAUGAUGUCAAGGUUCGCUUCAUUGUUCGAGGCUGUGGACAGUACAAUUCCUACCGCUGCCAAGAAAAACGCAACACCUACUUUGCAGAGUACUGGUAUGAGGCCCAAUGCUGCCAGUAUGAUUAUUGCAACUCCUGGUCAAGCCCCCAGCUCCAGAGCUCCCAGCCGGAGCCCCGUGACAGGCCCCUGGCCUUGCCUCUGUCUGACUGGCAGAUUCCGUGGUUCUACCAGGCCCUGAACCUCUCACUGCCCCUCCCCAGUUUCCAUGCUGGGAAGGAGCCUGAUGGCCUGGACUCCGUGGCGACACUGCCCCUGAACCUGGGCUUGUCUUUUGCUGACCUGCGCCGCAUGUAUUUGUUCCUCAAUAGUUCAGGACUUUUGGUUCUUCCCCAGGCUGGACUCUGACACCUCACCCUUCCUGAAUUCCACUCUGUGCAAGUGUCUCUCUCUGACACCCUCAGCAUCCUGCACUCCCCUCUCUGAAAACACCCACAUUCUUUGGUCAGUAAUUUAUUAGGCCUCCCUCUGUUGUACCACCAGCAUCUAUAUGCCUUUGGUGUAAUUUCUCUCUUGAACACUGGUACUAUUCUUCCUCCUAGAAAAUAAUCUCUAGUGUGGAUUCUGCCCAGACAGGCUGACCUGGGAAAGUCACAGUGGAUCCUCCAUUCCUUCUCCAUUAUGAGUGUUCCAGUGUCCCACAUCCCUCUCAAUCUGGUCACUUGCCUAUUUAGAUCCAGCUCUUUUUCCUCUGUCUUGUCCUUGUGUCUAAGACCCACUACCGGACUGAACUUGCAGCAAGAAGGAUAAGGAGGCCAGGCACAGUGGCUAACGCCUGUAAUCCCAGCACUUUGGGAAGCUGAGGUGGGUGGAUCACUUGAGGUGGGGAGUUUGAGAUCAACCCGGCCAACAUGGUAAAACCUUGUCUCUACUAAAAAUACAAAAAUUAGCCGGGUGUGGUAGCGCACCUCUUUAAUCCCUGAGUAGCAUCCUGCUACUCAGGAUGCUGAGGCAGAAGAAUUGCUUGAACAUGGGAGGCAGAGGUUGCAGUGAGCCGAGAUCACACCACUGCACUCGAGCCUAGACAACAGAGUGAGACUGUUUCAAAGAAAAAGGAUGAGGAAUAGAAUUCUAUGCAGAUGUCCUGACUUGGCAAUCUUGUGUCCCUGCCUCACUGUCUCCACCACCCCCCUUUUGUCCUGGUCUUGUUCUCUCUUCUGUCCUCUCUUGUCAGUCUCUGGCUUCCUCAGCCCCCUUUCCCCUCACUGAGUCCUGACACCCACCUCCCUAGGGGCCUGUGAGAGGAGAGGGAAGGAUGUGUCUUGCUCAGCUCCAUGUCCCCUGUUUUUCUCCACAAUAAACUGGGACUGGGCUAAA
Molecule: messenger RNA, 3003 nt
Organism: Callithrix jacchus (white-tufted-ear marmoset)
Lineage: Eukaryota; Metazoa; Chordata; Mammalia; Primates; Cebidae
Gene: LY6G5B
Product: lymphocyte antigen 6 family member G5B
Cellular component (GO): external side of plasma membrane
Source: RefSeq, a predicted model, not a curated record